AUGGAUAAUUUUCAGCCUAUGGUUAACACCCAGGUUAUGGGUGAAAACACAGAGGUCACGAAUGGAAAUAUGUUUUCAAACAUGGCUGCUACUCCUAUCAGAGUCUCUAGAAACGAGUCCAGUGGGUUAGUUGAUUUUUCUGGUUUCACUGCUACCUCGACUAGCUCUGUUGCUUCUACACUAGCUAAGUUGAAUAUUUUCCAAAACUUACCAAAAGAAACUUCAAAAGGUGUUGAUGGAUUAAGUAGAAUGAAGAUGUCGGUGCAAAGCAAUCUUCCAGAAGAGAUCAAAUGGGGGUUGAAAAAAUAUCUGGCCUAUAGUAACAAAGCUCCGUAUUUAAUUAGUUUAAAGGACAUGCCAGAUCUAUUACCAAUAUUUAAAGCAUUUAUCCAAUCAAUGGUACCAAUUGUGGAUAACUUUGAUAAGCCGAUAACAAUCAAUGCCAAGGAUGAGGUAAGUAAUGCUGAUCCAUUGACAGUUUUGCAGUUUGGUUUGAACUCAUUGUUGAUUUUAAGAAACUUAGCUCAAGAUACAGACUCAGUUCAAGUUUUAGUUAAAGAUAGUUCCAUCAAGGAAUUCAUAUUGUUUAUUUUAACAAAAUAUGAAACUUUAUUUAUAAACAAAGAUACAGAAAAACAGAUUUACCAUUCAAACGUAUCAUUCGCUAAUGAGUUGAUUCAUUACGUUUUAGAUAUAAUGGAAGCAGUUUCCUCCUACAUGGCUCCAGCUAAACUGGAUGAUCCAUUUUUUAAAUCAUUGAUCACAUUGUUAAAUUACACGAAAGAUAGAUACUUGGUUAUCUCUAUCCUUAGAUCCCUGUCUCGAUUACUUGUUAGGUCAAAAUCGGAUGAAUUAAGUGCCGCUGAGAAUUUAGAUGAAAAGAGCUUGUCUGCAAUUGUCUCAUUUUUAUUAAUUGAUUGUGAUAUCGAAUUGGUUACAGCUUCGUUGGAUUUCUUAUAUCAGUAUAUUUUACCAGGAAACGAAAGAAUAAGUAAACUAAUAAAUGAUCCUAUCAGAAUGACUCAAUUAUCAGCCAUAUUACCAAAAUUAUUAACUAGUAAUAUACCACUCCCAAAUUAUGAACAAAUUGAUAAUCAUGAAAUUAGAUUAAUCAAACGUUUAAAGCCAGCACCACCAAAAGAUGCUCCACCUAUCGAUGACAAAUUAUUCAACGAAUUGAUUGCGAUCCAAGAACCAUUAAGGUCUAUUAUGUGGUUAAGAUGUUGUUUUGAACCAAUUAAUGAAGCAGAAGUAACUCAAAUUACCUUGUGGAGAACAUAUGAAGCAAAAUUUUCACUGGCUGUACGUGAAAAGACUGGUAAAAAGCUACUACCAGCUGUUGAAUUUAUCAAAAAUGUUUCUAAUGCUUUCAGUAAUGCAUCUGCAAUGGUGAUAACAGACCCUGCCACUAGUAAAAAAAGAUUUGUAAUUAAAGGUAUACAACCUCGUUUCACUUCUUUGAGCUUAAGGGAAGCCGAGGAAGAACAUGCUAAAAGAAUUACAAAUUCAUCUUCUGAUAUUAAGAAAUCUGUCAAUAAUAAUAUAACUGAAGAAGAUGACACAAUAAAACCUGUAGAGCAAAACGUCUUACCGGAACUCGUAUUCCCACAAAAAUUAUCUGAUAUAUCUAAUGCUACCGCAACAUUCCUUUGCUUGUUAUCUAACGACACAAAGGGACAUGGUUUACAAUUUUGUCAAAGCAUUAAACCAUUGAUUAUACAUAAAUUAGUUAACGUUCCUCCUUUAACUACAGCUCUGUCAGAAUAUAUGGAAAAUACGAAGUUAUUAUGA
Tetrapisispora phaffii CBS 4417 is the source of this 1791-nucleotide messenger RNA. RefSeq names its product Rsc9p (gene RSC9). The transcript has a single exon. Gene Ontology annotation, biological process: regulation of DNA-templated transcription. Gene Ontology annotation, molecular function: DNA binding. Bases 1 to 1791 code for a protein of 596 amino acids. Lineage: Eukaryota; Fungi; Ascomycota; Saccharomycetes; Saccharomycetales; Saccharomycetaceae. The record is from RefSeq and is a predicted model, not a curated record.